Messenger RNA from Octopus sinensis (East Asian common octopus), 918 nucleotides. RefSeq names its product protein ZBED8-like. The record is from RefSeq and is a predicted model, not a curated record. Lineage: Eukaryota; Metazoa; Mollusca; Cephalopoda; Octopoda; Octopodidae. Bases 1 to 918 code for a protein of 305 amino acids. The transcript has a single exon.
AUGCUAAAUCAUCUUAAGAUUUGUCAUCCUGACAAACUUGAUGCGGAUAUCAAUUAUUUUUCUAAUCUGAAAUAUAAUUAUGAAAAUCGUCUUAUGAUUAAUCAACUAUUUACAAAAAAUUCGAAGAUGCUUGAAAAAGGCCUAUUAGCAUCAUACAAAAUAUCGCAAUUGAUAGCGAAAUCAGGAAAACCUCAUACUAUUGGAGAGUCAUUAAUAUUACCAGCUAUCAAAGAAGUGUUAAAUUCAAUGGUUGAUUGUGAUUCUGAACAAAUAAUUUCAUCAAUUCCUUUGAGUAAUAGUUCUGUUUCUUCCAGAAUUGAUGAAAUGGCAUUUGAUAUCGAAGAAACCCUAUGUGCAUUUUUAAGAACAACAAAAUUUUCAAUUCAGAUUGAUGAAUCGACAUUCAACGAUAGUGUUGCACUUUUAUUAGUUUACGUACGUUAUAUUAAUCAAAAUGAUGUAAUUCAAGAAGAAUUUUUAUUUUCUGAACACCUUGAACUCGAUACAAGAGGAUUAACAAUUUUCAAAACUGUUGAACAAUAUUUUUUGAAACAUGAAAUACCCCUUAGCAAUAUUUUUGCUUGUUCAACAGAUGGGGCACCUGCGAUGGUUGGAGUUCAUCGUGGGUUUUUGGCAUAUAUGAAGGAAAAAGUACCGAAUAUUUUUACAAUCCAUUGCGUCAUUCACAGACAGCAUUUAGCUGCGAAAAAUUUAAGUGAGAGGCUGAAUGAAUCACUAAAUGUUGUCAUAUGUGCAAUAAAUCGUAUUAAAAUGCACCCAUUGAAUUCGAGAAUAUUUCGACAUAUUGUGAACAAAACGAUGAGCAUUAUGAACGACUUCUUUUGCAUACCCAUGUUAGAUGGCUUUCAAAAGGAAACUGUUUGUGUCGAUUUUUUGAAUUGUAUGAUUCAAUCUUAG